AUGGUCCAGAGCUACUUUCGGCAUGGGCCCACCGAGGCCUUUGGCUUGAUAUGCAGUGCAUCGUCUAACUCCGUAUACGAUGGCAAGUUCGCCUACGUCCCUGCACUGGAAGAUGUCCUCGUGUGGGACGUUAAAAAGGGCCAAAUGGUUGCAAUGUGGCACGAGGCUGGACAUCGUAGCGAAGUAACGAGCAUCCUGUCCUCUCCAACGAGGAGUACAUUUGCUGUCGGUUACGCCGACGGGUCCAUCCGCAUCUGGGACAAUGCCUCGGGCUCCGUCAUAACGACACUCAACGGGCACAAGAAAGCGGUCUCUGCACUAGCAUAUGAUGAAACUGGGACGAGGCUGGCGUCAGGUUCUCAGGAUACGGAUCUCAUCGUGUGGGAUUUGGUUGCAGAAGUUGGCCUGUUCAGACUGCGCGGACACCGGGACCAGAUAACAGUCAUUCGAUUCCUCUCAGUUGACUCGGGAAAUCUUCCUUCAAAUUCCACUUCUCCUGGAACCGGGCUGCUCUUGACCGCGUCCAAGGACACACUAUUGAAAGUGUGGGAUCUAUCCACCCAGCAUUGUAUCCAAACCGUAGUGGCUCAUCGCUCGGAGGUUUGGACCUUGGCGGUGGACACCCAACAGGGCCUAGCCUUCACCGGAAGUGGAGAGGGCGAGCUGAAGGCAUGGACGUUGGAUACUGCUCCGUAUGAGGAGAGGCUCAAAGACGCAGCCCCCGGCGAAGUGCCCAAGGUCGUACUCCCACUCUCUUCACUCCCUCUUUCUUCACGCAAUCGCGUAACCCAAGUUUCCUUUCAUCCUUCCCAACCCUUCUUUGCGGUGCAAUCGCACGAGCGGUCCGUUGAAAUUUUCCGUAUACGUACCGAGGAGGAGAUCAGGAAGAAGCAGGCAAGGAGGAAGAAGCGCGCUAAAGAAAAGCAAGUGGAGAAGAGUGGAAAGGGUAGGCCGGGUGGUGCAACUGACGAUCCGAAAGAGGAUGGCGUAGAGGAAGAUAUCGAUCUUGUGGACCGCUUCACGCCGUAUCUCGUAAUCAGGGCUACCGGCAAGGUUCGCUCCUUCGAUUUCGGACCUGGGGACAUGCAACAGAAUCUAAAAGGCGGCACGCCUCUGUUUAUGGCACUCGCGAGCAAUGCUCUGGAAGUGUAUAGCAUACCACCUCCCUCAAAGUCGAAGUCAAAAGAAGAUCUGCCGGAGGCUACCCGUGUCUAUUCGGUAGACAUUCCAGGUCACAGAAAUGACGUUCGUACGCUCUGCUUGAGUUCUGACGAUACGCUUCUGGCUUCGGCAUCAAACGGCUCCUUGAAAAUAUGGAAUAUGAAGACCACCUCUUGCAUUCGGACGCUGGAUUGUGGCUACGCCAUUUGCAGCAUGUUCCUUCCUAGCGAUCGCCACGUCGUCAUCGGUACAAAAAGCGGGGAAAUGCAAAUAUUCGAUAUUGCAUCCUCGACGCUGUUGGAGACGAUCGAAGCGCACAAGGGAACUCUAUGGUCGAUGCAUUUGCGAUCAGACGAGAUGGCUCUAGCGACUGGCAGUGCCGAUAAGGAUGUGAAAUUCUGGGACGUCAAGCACAGGAACUCCGAAGACAGCGUACGUGACGGGAGACAAGUUACCCUGGUGCAUACGAAGACAUUAAAGAUGACUGAUGACGUACUCGCUGUACGAUACAGUCCGAACGGGAAGCUACUCGCGGUCGCACUGCUUGACUCUACCGUCAAGGUGUUUUACGAGGAUACGUUGAAAUUUUUCAUUUCACUCUACGGCCACAAGCUCCCUGUGCUAGGAAUGGACAUCUCGCAUGACUCCAAGCUGAUUGUAACCUGCUCCGCGGACAAGAACGUCAAAAUCUGGGGACUCGAUUUCGGUGAUUGUCACAGGUCGAUUUUCGCGCAUGACGAAAGCGUCAUGCAGGUCGCGUUCGAAUACGAGUCGCACUACUUCUGGACGGUCGGUAAGGACAGAAUGGUCAAGUAUUGGGAUGGUGACAAGUUCGAGAAUAUCCAGAAACUGGAAGGUCACCAUUCGGAGGUUUGGGCAUUGGCAGUCAGUCACGCAGGUAAACUGGUGGUCACUGGGUCGCACGAUAAGUCUAUCCGGGUAUGGGAGAAACUUGACGAUGAGCUAUUCCUGGAAGAAGAGCGGGAAAAGGAACUCGAAGCUAUAUAUGACUCUGGGAUCACCGACACUAUGAAUCGCGAGGAUGCAGCUAUAGGAUCAGGGGUAGACGGCGCCACGAUGGACUCGGCGGAAGCGACCGCCGUACACAAGCAAACGACGGAGACGCUCAUGGCCGGUGAGCGAAUUGUCGAGGCCCUUGAUCUCGCGGACGGGGAAAGGACUGCGAUUGCCCUGUGGGAGGCGGAUAAGGCGAAGCUUUCCGAAGAAGAUGCCAGUCGGCUCCCACCGCCUCAGCGGAACCCGGUACUAACUGCGUAUGAUGUCGAGCCGGAAGGGUGGGUGCUCCGGGUUGUGGAGAAGAUACCCAAUGCGGCACUGGAGGACGCUUUGCUGGUCUUGCCGUUCGGAAAGGUGCUCAGUCUCAUGUGGUACCUCGAUGAAUGGGCCAAGCGGGAUUGGAACAUAACGCUCACAUGCCGCGUCUUGUUUUUCCUGCUGAAAACGCAUCAUCACCAGAUUGUGGCCAACCGCGUCAUGCGCACAGCGCUCAUUCCGCUUCGAAAGCACCUUCGGUCCGUUCUCGCGAAGCAGAAGCAGACGAUAGGUUACAACCUCGCGGCGUUGGAGUACAUUCGACGGCAGAAUGAAGCCUCGCGAACGGCACAAUUCUAUGAAGAGGAAGGCUUGGAUGAGGCCAAGGUCAGAGCGAAAAUCGCGGACGGCCGAAAGAGGAAACGAGUUAAUAUCAAAGCUUGA
Molecule: messenger RNA, 2877 nt
Organism: Punctularia strigosozonata HHB-11173 SS5
Lineage: Eukaryota; Fungi; Basidiomycota; Agaricomycetes; Corticiales; Punctulariaceae
Product: WD-repeat-containing protein
Exons: 14
Coding region: 1-2877 (958 amino acids)
Biological process (GO): maturation of SSU-rRNA
Cellular component (GO): small-subunit processome; Pwp2p-containing subcomplex of 90S preribosome
Molecular function (GO): snoRNA binding; protein binding
Source: RefSeq, a predicted model, not a curated record